AAUUAAACAGAUAGUUGACUUCCAAUGGUCCCUGAUGUAGUUAGCUUCGGCUUUGAUCUGAAAGGGACAAAAUGAUGAAAAUGUUUCGCUACUAGAGUCUCUUUAAACUGCCUAAAAAACUGACCUUGUAAUUAUUAGAAAUUAUAAUAUCGACUGAAGGUCAUUGCAAACGGUGCCCACGAUUAACGCUCGUGCUGGUGGGCUUGUGGGUCAUGUUAUGAGACUCUAUUCUGGAAAUAUCUUGCGUUUUUGUGGCUAAUCUUUCCUAAGUCUAAAACAUUCUUUUUGGAACUACCAGAUACUUGUUGCUCCACCAUCCGUUGGAUGGGCUAAUGUUCGAUGAGACUGCUGUGCAUGUUAUUGGAGGAGGCAUCGGAGGGACAGUUGGAGCAGUUUUAACUUGUCCGUUAGAAGUUGUCAAAGUUCGCCUACAAUCUUCAAAGGGAAUUGUACUUUCUUCAUCUUCAUUCAGGCCUAACGUCGUCCCAGAUUAUAAUCGCAGUCACCGUUUUUCGCGCAUACGAUGCAUGUUGUAUGGUUUAAAACAAGUUGAUCCUAAACAUUUUCAAAAAUCCAGUCCCAGUCACAAAUCAGGGAUUUCUUCAUGUAUUAGUUCAUCAAACCCUUCAGUUCUCAACAUUCCGACCACAUCUUCCGACUUCUCAAACGUCAAACCUCAUGGACUUCGGCGAUCUCUUAUUCUUCGCUCGUUAAUUGACAUUUUUCGUUAUGAAGGACCCACAGCUCUCUUUAAAGGUCUAGUUCCUACUCUUGUUGGAGUGAUGCCAACACGAGGUAUAUACUUUUGUGCAUAUCAUAAUGGACAGUUAUUCUUUGAAAAAUAUUUCCAGCCUGGUUCUUCAUUUGUUUAUUUAUGUGCUGCUGGAGUUGCAAGCAUAACCGCUUCUUCCUUAACCAAUCCUAUUUGGUUUGUAAAAACAAGGCUUCAAUUAGAUUCACGGCCAGGCCAUACACCUAUUACUGUUUCACAAGUUAUACGUAACACUUGGAAGCAAGAUGGAUUACGUGGCUUCUACCGAGGUGUAAGUGCAUCGUAUUUUGGUUCUCUAGAAACAGCUUUAAACUUCGUUGUAUAUGAAAAUUUUAAAUCAGAACUGCUUUGGAGAGAGCAUAAACGUAAACGUCAAUUAACUCUUAAUAGUUCUGUUCCAAUAUCGGAACAAUCUGUUUACAGUAGUAAUAAUGAUUAUCUGCCUCAAAAAGCAUCGGAUUUUCGUGGUUCAAGUGGCGGAAGUAAAUUAUCUGCUUCAAAAGAUAUGAUCUUGUGUAUGAUUGCUAGUGCUUGUUCUAAAGCAAUCGCUAUUACUGCUCUAUAUCCUCACGAAGUAGCUCGAACUCGUUUACGUGAAGAAACUGGACAAUAUCGAGGAUUUUUUCGUACACUUCAUUUAGUUGGCAAAGAGGAAGGUAUAAGUGGACUUUAUCGUGGUAUGGCAACUCAUUAUAUUCGUCAAGUACCUAAUUCUUGUAUUAUGAUUGGAACUUAUGAAUUCGUUGUCUUUCUGCUACAAUCUUGGGAUUUAACUAAAGACACCAAGGUAUAGUAGUGUAUUGCCUUUAUUCUUCUACUGAUUAAAAUCUUAUAUUCUUUCACUUUUCUCUAUUUGUACAGAAAAAUCAUUAUUAGAAUGAAAAAGAAAUGUGUAUAAUUUCAUUUAAUUUGUUUUUACUCCUUAUAAUCGUGUUACUUUCCAUUAAAAACAAAAUAACAGAACUUAUAGUCUAAAGAAGAAUAUAAGCGAUAGACAGAGUUAUUCAGGACUUUUCUUCCAUUUAAGUUUACUUCUUAUUUAAUUUAUUAUCAUCACUAUUAUUAUUUGUAUACUGUAUUGUGUCAAAUUGUGAUAGUCAAUUGUGAAGAUUGAUUCUCGAUGGGCGAGUAUUUCAUUUCUUUUGUACUUGUUUGUUUAUCUACUCCCUCGCCUUUCAUUGCUUCUUUUUAUCACUUGCUUCCACUGCUAAACGUCAUAUAUGUAUUGAAGAGUACUUUUUAAAAUGUACACAAUAUGCAUUAAUACACCGGCAAAAAAGGUAAACAUACUGAGGCGUGUAGAUGUUGUGUUGUAAAUUUUUAUCUCUAUCAUCACUUCCUUCGUCCUUUUGUCUCUCUCACCCCCAAGAUUAUCACCAUUUAUCUCUUAGUUGUGUUACUAAUCAUCUAUGUUCUCUCAGUUUAUGGUAUUGUAUACUACUGAUUAUUAUUAUUAGUCUCUUCCCUUCUUUUUCCCCUGAUUAUUGUAUACAUGCAUUUUCAUUAAGUUUUGUAAUAAAGUUUGAUCAGGAAAAUAAUCAUUAUAGAUGACAAUCGUUGUCUCCUUUUUUCGGUAUUGAAUAUAGUGCUGUAAAACUAAAAAAGAAGCAGAUCUGUGGCCCAAUGCAAAGUACAAACCAAAUGUUGAUAGACGAUAAAUUUAUUACACAUCAAAAAUAGAUCCAAAACUAUGCCUGAAUACACUAUUCUUCACAUGUUUCCUAUAUACAUUGAUCAAUAAUUAGAUCUUAAUAAAUUGAAGUGGG
Messenger RNA from Schistosoma mattheei, 2538 nucleotides. Lineage: Eukaryota; Metazoa; Platyhelminthes; Trematoda; Strigeidida; Schistosomatidae. The record is from the annotation of a GenBank genome assembly.